Messenger RNA from Hippocampus comes (tiger tail seahorse), 1677 nucleotides. RefSeq names its product ileal sodium/bile acid cotransporter-like. NCBI's taxonomy places the organism in Eukaryota, Metazoa, Chordata, Actinopteri, Syngnathiformes, Syngnathidae. The transcript has 6 exons. The coding region runs from base 70 to 1107 and encodes 345 amino acids. Gene Ontology annotation, biological process: bile acid and bile salt transport. The record is from RefSeq and is a predicted model, not a curated record. Gene Ontology annotation, molecular function: bile acid:sodium symporter activity. Gene Ontology annotation, cellular component: apical plasma membrane.
UACAGGCUGACGAGGACACGCAACCAGUCUUUCAAAGUUGGCAAACCGGAUUAUUCUCGAAUUUCUAAUAUGUCUAUAUUUAUAGAAAGAACUGCAGAAUUUGCCUCCUGCCCCUCUGAGGCGACAAUCUGCUCCGGCGUCAACUGCCUUGUUCCAACGAGUGACUUUAAUGCAAAACUGAGUCUUGCGUUGAGCAUUGUGCUCACCUUCAUGCUGGCUUUGAUUAUGUUUACCAUGGGAUGUGCUGUGGAGGUCCAAAAACUUUGGGGGCACCUGAAGAGACCCUGGGGCAUUGCUAUUGGUUUCCUUUGCCAAUUUGGCAUCAUGCCUUUCAUCGCCUUUGCUUUAUCCGCUGCCUUCAAUGUGAUGCCUGCUCAGGCGCUUGUCAUCAUUAUUCUCGGUUGCUGUCCUGGAGGCUCCGCUUCCAAUAUUAUCUCCUACUUUCUGGAUGGAGAUAUGGACUUAAGUAUCAGUAUGACAGCCUGUUCCACCACAAUGGCCUUGGGAAUGAUGCCACUAAGUCUGCUCAUAUAUACCUCCAUCUGGACUUCUUCAGACAAGAUCCAAAUCCCAUAUGGUAACAUUGGUAUCACUCUUGUGGCCAUCCUUGUCCCAAUCACGGGAGGAAUGUAUAUUCAACAUAGGUGGCCCCACUUGGCGAAAAAAAUCCUCAAGAUUGGGACCAUUACAGGCUUUAGUACUAUGAUCAUCAUUAUUGUGGUUGGGAGAGUUCUUUACCAGACUUCCUGGGACAUUGACCUUUCCAUUUGGAUAAUCGGAAUCAUCUACCCCUGUUUGGGUUUUGGGAUGGGUUUCCUUCUGGCUCGCUUGGUCGGUCAACCAUGGUACAGGUGUCGAACAAUCGCUGUGGAGACUGGCUUUCAGAACGGCCAAUUGUGUAACACCAUUAUCCAGCUGUCCUUCAGCCCAGCUGAACUGGAGCUCAUGUAUGCCUUCCCUGUUAUCUAUAGCGUCGUUCAGCUAGCGCUGUCUAUCCUGUUUGUUGGAGGAUACCAAGCCUAUAAAAAGUACAGAGGUCUGGGAUCAGAUGAAACAAACAGUGAAGCGCCAUCACUGGAAGAUGGCUACGUAGAACAAGCAAAAUAGGCAAACUGCCAUGUGGAAACUAGUGCCUUUGAAUUGAAUAAUGACUGAAUACUAAAAGAAAAGAAGAGCACGUUGACAACACAAUCUACACCACACCCAGAUUGGAGAUUAUGGCUCUGCUGACUUUGAUAUUUACCUUUCUUUUUCAGUUCCUUGACUUGGUUGUGCCUCAUAUUUGUUUUAAAAAAAAUCAGCGCUGACCUCAGGCUUCCUGAUUUUGAUUUUCCUGGGGAAUGUUGAUUUAGCAUUAAGGUUGUGGUUUUUACUAAUUUGCCUAAACUAAAAACGAUUAGAAAUAUAAAACCCCAAGCUUAUAGUGUAUGUUGUGAGCAACAUUUGCUAUCUAUUAACAUUUAGAAAUGUACUAAAAACAACAGUAAGUGAAGAAUUGGCUUCAGCGAAGACGGAUAUCUUAAAAGAGUACAACUGAGCCAGUCAUUAGUUGGAUGGCUGAAGUGUGUCAUCAAGUUUGCAUGUCUUUGCAGCGUUGUUGUUAUUGAAGAACCAAUGUGUAGGUAAAACAUAAAUAUUUCGAAUUAAGUGGAAUAUCCAUGACCAUCGCAGUUAUAC